This is a messenger RNA of Pelmatolapia mariae (spotted tilapia), 5207 nucleotides long. Its product is annotated as large neutral amino acids transporter small subunit 4-like. Bases 232 to 1965 code for a protein of 577 amino acids. The record is from RefSeq and is a predicted model, not a curated record. The transcript has 15 exons. Gene Ontology annotation, biological process: transmembrane transport; neutral amino acid transport. NCBI's taxonomy places the organism in Eukaryota, Metazoa, Chordata, Actinopteri, Cichliformes, Cichlidae. Gene Ontology annotation, molecular function: neutral L-amino acid transmembrane transporter activity; L-amino acid transmembrane transporter activity.
AAAGCCAGGAGGCACCUGGCUGUGAGCUGUCACCGCUGCCCCGCGUCUCUUCCACCGACCGACGCUCUCACCCGCAGAGGCGGAUCUGACUGCGAGGAACGAGCCGCUCAGCUGAACCCCCCCCCACACCCACGCCACCUCCAAGACCCACACACGCGCGCGCUUCAGGCUUAAGCAGCCCUCCUCAUAUUCGGUCAGGUCUAGCACAUUGCUACCUCUGAUCCAUCCAAAAUGGCUCCUACUCUGGCCACGGCCUUCUCCCGCCGCUGGUGGAUGGCGGUUACAGCAGUCAUUGAGAACCUGCUUUUCUCUGCUGUGCUUCUUGGCUGGUCGUCCCUGCUCAUCAUGCUCAAGUCGGAGGGCUUCUACUCUUACCUGUGCAAAGGACGAGAAAACAGCUCCAGCUUCAACUUCUCCAACACAUCCACCCCUGCAGCCAAAGGUGCAGAAGAAGAAUACUUGGAAAUGAACAACUGGCCCAUCUGCAAAGACCAGGAUGAGAUGCUGAACCUGGCCUUUACUGUGGGUUCCUUCUUGCUGUCAGCCAUAACUCUGCCCCUGGGUAUUAUCAUGGACAAAUACGGGCCGCGGAAGCUGCGACUGUUGGGGAGUGCCUGCUUUGCCUUCUCCUGUCUUCUCAUCGCCUAUGGUGCCAGCGAUCCCAACAAUCUGUCCAUCCUGAUCUUCUUCGCAUUGGCGUUGAAUGGGUUUGGAGGCAUGUGCAUGACCUUCACUUCACUGACGCUGCCCAACAUGUUUGGAGAUCUGAGGUCGACCUUCAUUGCCCUGAUGAUUGGAUCCUAUGCUUCCUCUGCUGUCACUUUCCCUGGCAUCAAGGUGAUCUAUGAUCUGGGUGCCACAUUCAUCUCCAUCCUUCUGGUUUGGGCCGGCUGUGCCUGCCUCGUCUUCUUGAACUGCUUCAUCAACUGGCCUUUGGAGCCCUUCCCUGGCCCAGAAGACAUGGACUUCACGGUGAAAAUCAAAUUCAGCUGGCUGGGAUUUGACCAUAAGAUCACCGGGAAGCAGUUUUAUCGGCAGGUGACCACAGUGGGACGCCGUCUGAGCGUAGGCCAUGCCAUAAAGCAGCAGGAGGCGCCCUCCAAAGAGCUGUCCACACAAGAGGCCAACAAGCUGUGCCUGUCCACCGUUGACCUGGAGGUGAAUUGCAAGAGUCAGGAGGAAACUCAGAGCUUCAUGAAGAGUAUCUUCAGUCCCAUCUUCUUGCUGAGCCUUAUCACCAUGUGUGUGACUCAGCUGCGCCUCAUCUUCUACAUGGGAGCCAUGAACACUAUCCUGGAGUCCCUAACAGGCAGAGACCUCAGCACAGUGGAGAGGAUGGAAGUGGUGAGCGUGUACACCUCCAUCUUUGGCGUGCUCCAGCUCCUGUGUCUGGUCACCUCUCCUGUCAUUGGCUACGUCAUGGACUGGAAGCUUAAAGACUGUGAGGAUGAAAACGACAAGAGCACCAAGAGAGAGCCUGGUCAGCCCCGUCGCCCUGACAAACGGAUCCAGAAGAUCGUCAAUGCCACCAGAGCUUUUAUCUUCACCAACAUACUCCUUGUUGGCUUUGGAGUCACCUGCAUCAUCCCCAACCUCCCACUUCAGGUUGUCUCCUUUGUCCUGCACACUAUUGUGAGAGGCUUCAUCCACUCUGCAGUUGGCGGGCUUUAUGCUGCUGUGUAUCCAUCCUCUCAGUUUGGCAGCCUGACAGGCAUGCAGUCUCUGAUCAGCGCUCUGUUCGCCCUGCUCCAGCAACCUCUCUUCAUGGCCAUGGUGGGACCCCUGGAGGAAGACCCCCUAUGGGUGAACGUGGGUCUCCUGGUGCUGAGCAUGCUGGGUUUCUGCCUACCCUUCUACCUGCUGUACCACAGCCGCCAGCUCCAGCGCCUCCGAGAUGAACGUGACAAAGAUCCCAAGAUCUACGUUAAGAUGAACAACGGCAGCACGCCCGAGGCCUGCGUGUAGACGGGCAUGAAGACGAGUUUUUACAAAGUAGAUGAGCUACACUAAAGAUGGAGGGGACUGAGGUCACAUUCCUGUGGGACAUGUGACGAAUGAAUUCACUCUGAGACCGCCGCACCUCGCACUCACAAAUCUUACAUUCCCCAUGCUCACACAGAUGCACACACUUCCACCAUCAUACUGACACCCAUAUGUGACUGAACACCACUGUGACACUACCUUCACCCUCUCUGUGAAGAACCCCUAACACACACACACAUUCUUUCCACAUGGAGAGCUUUCAGUUCCUUGACUUCACCCGUGAACCGAGGAGAAAACUGACUAAAGGGAGAGAAAAGAAGCAGCUGCUUCAGCCUCCCCAAAGGUUCCUCCUCUCUCACUUUUUUCUUCAUGUCUGCCAUUUUGUAUUUCAUGCUAUUACAUCCGAGGAUCAGCUGGUUUAGCUUCUCCUAGUCCUACUUAAGAGACCACAGGAGAAGAAGAUGCCAAAGCAAAUGUUAGUGGCAGUGUUCAAAAGUUUUAGACAUUUGCUUUAUGAUUGCCCAGGAUGGUCUGGUUUUUGUUUCGGUGAGAAGAAGCACACAUACUCAGACCCACUCAGCACGCUGGGCCACGGCAUCUCCGUGCUCUCUUGUGCACAAGGGCAUUAACUCAAUAAGAACCCACAGACAGCAGCACUGGUAGCAGUUUAGAUGGAAACCUGGACAGGUUUGAGCUCAGCGCACGAUACAUAGCCUCAGUGUGUGCGUGACAUGAUGCAGUGAAUGCGUUAGUCUGCUGGGUUAGACACACACUGCUUGAUGCCAGCGAUGGUGCUGGUCCUUUAUUACUGUUGCCAUUAUUUUCUUUUGUUUUGUUUCUUUGUCCAUAUGUUUGAAAUAUGUAACCUUUUUUUGUAUUUACUUGCAAUAUGAUCUUGGAUGUGUUAGGUGUUUAUUUCUUUUGCAUGAUCUCAAGCUAUUAAGGUGGAAAUGAUUUUAGACAUAUUGUGUUUUCAAAGGUUGGUGUGGUUGCUAGGUGAAUUUUAGGAUCUUGAUUGGUUGUAGCAAUAAGUCGUCAGCGAGGUAUAACAUGCUGAAAUCCAGACAGACAGGACAUUCAGUGGACUGCAUUUCCAAAUCACAAAAAGGUGCUAGUUUAAUCACAGAAAUGUGUCCGUUGCAUUUGCUUUAAGGCACUGUUAAGGUCAUCAGAUUACCAACGAGAGAUUGUUUUUCUUAAGGCAUGUUCCAAAGAAUCAGUUAUUAUGUUUUGCUUGGUAUCACUUCUGCUCGGUCACACAAACUCUGGGAUUCUUGAAUUCACCUCUUACAGACAAAGGGAGAUUUAGCUUGAUGGUAGCAGAGUGAAACAGACACAAUCUUCCAGCUUCUGAGAAAAGACACCAGCGUUCUGAGACUAAGUACAGACAAUAAAGCAGUCUUUGUCUUUCAAGCAGAAGCCCAGAACAGAAGCAUGGAGUGUGUAGACGAUGGAGCAGGGAGAUAAUAAUUCAGUCUGCUGUCCUCAAAUGUCAUACAGAGAAGCUCCUCUGACACGCCCCGCCCCCAACUUGCAGUACGGUGACAGAGGCACAUCCAAAGACAGCCUCAUGACCCUCAGAGUUCCUCACUGUGAUAGGGGUAGUGGAUCUGGGUAGCAUUUACCCCCGCUCUUCCUCCCAUCUAGCCAUCAUCCAUUCAUCCAUCCUUUCAUCUGUGCUACCUACUCAAGCACACCUUAAAAUGUUUACUGACAGAACUGAGAGACAAAGCUCUGCUGCCAUCAUAUGCUCCCAGCGAAUGACUUCAUUAAGACAAGAACGGCACACGAUGCACUUUAGAGCCUCUAAAACGGACCUGCCUGCCCAUGUAUCUAUCACACAGUGCAUGGCUGCUUAUGGAUGGUGCAUGAUGCAAAGAAUGUAGACUCUGAGCUUAAAAUCUAGAUUUGUAAUUUACAAUUCAGUUAUUUUUGUAUAAUGCCCUUGCUUCACACGUUCCUUUUAUUGCCUUUUUGUGCUUGGACAGUGGGGCAGAGACUCGUCUUUCAGUUCUGCAACCUUCACAGGACGAACCAGUCGCAACAAUCUCAUCCUUGAUGAACUAAUAUAGGUUUAAAGAAUCAGUAGAAGACUGUAUGGGUUAAAGUUGGUGCAGAAAUGAUUUUAGUUGGAUGACGGGGAAAAAGUGUACAUUUGUAAUUAAAGGUGUUUGCAUCUCUUUAUCUAACUGAAUGGUGGCCUUUUUGGUCAUAUAUCACAAUCCUGACUGACUGUAUUUCCAUAAAUGCAGAUCUUAUUUCAUACAUCCACAUGUCUUGUUGUUUGGAGCAGUUAGCUAGCACAAAAGGUAUUGGAUAUAUCAGACCUGAACAGAUCUAAAUAUUUAUCAUUCUGCCAUCUUUAUUUGUAUUUUGUAAAUUCAGAUCCACACAAAGACAACCAGGGAAACUCCUACUCAGAAGUCAUUCCACAUGUGCAAGAUUAUCUCUCAAUAACAGUUUUGUGCUUGUGGGAUACAACACAAUGGAUUUUUUUUUAAAAUGGAAAUGUAAAGAAUGUAAAGUCAGUGCUCAUAUCUUCACUUACAAAUGUACAGUUUUUGCCUUCUAAAACCUUAUUUGUGGUACAGUUGUCCUUCAUAUGAUUAAGGCCCUAUCCUGGACUCCAUAGAGAGUGCCUCUGGUAGCGUGCUGGUGUUUCCUGUAACUUAAAGAAGUGUCCUCUGAGUACAAGCUUGUGCAGGAAUAACAUCACAUGUAAAUGUCAUGUGAAGACAGACACUUUGUGGACGAGUGAGUUUAUUUUUUUCACAAACUGUAAACCAAUCAGCACUUUUCCUUCAUCGGUCUACCUGAAACGCCUCACCCCAUCCUCCCAGCAUCCUCACCUUCAUAGCUUAACCCGAACCUCUGAUAAUUGGAAUUGGUUUAUUGAUCGAUGUAUUGAUGACUUGUUUGGUUUUUUUCUCAUGAUGAAUUCCCAGACAACAUUUCUGUGUGUUGUGUUUUUAUGUCACUGUGUACUGAUAGAAAAUCUAGAUUGGAGCUGAAACUCUGACAUUUUUUUUUAUCUACCUACCAUGCUUCAUUUGAGUUUUUCUGUCUUUUAUUACGCUUCUUUGCCUUUGAUGUUUACAAGAAUGUCUUUGUAUUGUCUUACAGUGUAUGUUGGUUUUUCUUUUGUCUUGUACGACAGUAUAGCCAUUGUCUUGGACUUUCCAACAGAUGCUGUUUCAACUAAAAAAAAAAAAAAAUCAAUAUAU